AUGACGCACGACGAUGCCGCGUGCGCGCGCGCGCCGGCGUUCCGCUUCGGCCUGCUCGCCGACAUCCAGUACUGUGAUCAAGACGACCGCAAGAACAUCACAGGAACGCAGAUGCGACGGUACCGGAACACGCUUAGGGUCGCGGAGCGCGCGGUGCGGUACUUCAACGCCCAGAGCGGCGCGUUGGAUUUUUGUGUGCACAACGGAGACAUCACCGAUCACCAGUGCGCGUUUGAUUUCGCAAACGAUGAUUUCCGACCUGUUGAGCACGGACGGGAGGAUUUGGGGGCGGUGAUGAAGAUUUUGAGCGAAUCGUCGUGCGACGAGUGGGUGUUCACUGUUGGGAACCACGAGCUGUAUAACUUUACGAGAGAGGAGCUGCGGGACGGGGUGGCGACGCCUGGGGCGAAGUUGGAGUUCAAGUGUGCGAACGAGCGUGGAGAUUUCUAUUAUUCGUUUGCUCCCGGACCGGGAUGGCGGGUGAUGGUGCUCGAUCCGUACGAGGUGAGCAUCUAUCGCAAGGGACGGCAACAAGGGCUGUGCGAGGAGGCGGUGGAGCUGUUGCGCCAGUACAAUCCAAACGUGGACGUCUACGUGAACGAAAACCCGGACGUUAUCGAGACAGAGCGCAUGAGCGGAACCUUCCCAUAUUUUAAGGACUUAGAGGGCUUGCAGGGACGCUGGGUGCCCUUCAACGGCGGGUUGGGGAAGAAACAGCUCGAGUGGGCUCGGGAGACGAUUCGUUCCGCGGCGGCUUCUGGUGAAAAAGUUCUGAUUCUAACGCACCUGCUGGUCCACCCGGACUCCACGGCCAAGCGCUCGGGGAAAACAUUGAUGUGGGACUACGACGAGCUACUCGAGAUCAUCGAAUCGGACGACGCGAAGGGGUGCGUCAAGUGUGUCAUAUCCGGGCAUCAACACGAAGGAACGCGUUGGAGGUGUGAAAAGACAGGCACGUACUACAUUGGCAUGGAGAGUCCAAUGUUGGCCGAGGACGCGUCUCCGGGCCCUUUCGCCAUCGUAAAUGUGUACGACGACGAGAUCGUGUUCGAGGGAUACGGGCGUAAUGAGGACUCAAAGAUGUUUCCAUACGACGCGAAGUCGCCGCCGACGGAUCCCAUGCAGUGCACAUUGACACUCAAGUAG
Molecule: messenger RNA, 1146 nt
Organism: Ostreococcus tauri
Lineage: Eukaryota; Viridiplantae; Chlorophyta; Mamiellophyceae; Mamiellales; Bathycoccaceae
Product: Phosphoesterase domain
Exons: 1
Coding region: 1-1146 (381 amino acids)
Molecular function (GO): manganese ion binding; 2',3'-cyclic-nucleotide 2'-phosphodiesterase activity; CDP-glycerol diphosphatase activity
Source: RefSeq, a predicted model, not a curated record